UAUUACUAUCCAAAACUAACUAAAUGUCACCAAUUCGUGGUAUUUUGUUAGUAUUCUGGGUAAUAUUGGAUAAAUCGUCCUUCCGCGCGAUAACAGCAAACCUUUUUACUUUAAAAUAAGCAUUAUCGAAUUCUUUGAGUCCGAGCCAGCGAUUGGCUGUUUUCAGAUAACAUUGGGAGAUGCUAUGAUGGAUCCAGCAACACAAAUGAGUAUCACACAAAAUGGAGGAACAACAUCUCCAACCCAUUCACAGUCUGAUGAUGGUUGUAGUAAAACAAACCUAAUUGUGAAUUAUUUACCACAAACAAUGACCCAAGAUGAUAUACGUUCUCUGUUUUCAAGUAUAGGAGAGGUUGAGAGUUGUAAACUUAUCAGAGAUAAACCAACAGGUCAAAGUCUAGGUUAUGGUUUUGUUAACUAUAAAAGAAUUGAUGAUGCAGAAAAGGCAAUUAAUACUUUAAAUGGAUUAAGGCUGCAGAAUAAAACUAUUAAGGUUUCCUAUGCUCGCCCAAGUUGUGAAAGCAUAAAGGGAGCCAAUUUGUACAUAAGUGGCUUGCCUAAAUCUUUGACUCAGUUGGAUUUGGAGAAACUGUUUUCUUCUUCUGGAGUAAUCAUUACUUCAAGAAUUCUAUAUGACCAAAUUACAGGUUUGUCAAAAGGAGUUGGUUUCAUUCGCUUUGACACAAGGAUAGAAGCUGAGCGUGCUAUUCAAAAACUAAAUGGUUACAUACCAGAAGGUGCCACAGAACCUGUAACUGUUAAAUUUGCUAACUCCCCUAGUUCAAAUAAGAACAUGGCAGCCAUGGCUCCUCUAGCUUUGGCAACAUAUUUAUCACCAACAAGACGAUUUUAUGGACCCAUUCACCAUCCAACAGCAACCAGUCGCUUCAGAUAUUCACCACUAGACCCUGGUCUUCUACCUAAUACAUUACUACCAAGCACUACCCCAGCUGCUACAACAUCAUCAUCAUCUACAUCACUUAAUACUAAUGGCACUGGUUGGUGUAUAUUUGUGUACAAUCUUGCACCAGAUACAGAAGAUAGUGUUCUGUGGCAGUUAUUUGGACCAUUUGGAGCUGUCCAAAGUGUGAAAGUGAUUCGUGAUUUCCAAACACAAAAGUGUAAAGGCUUUGGUUUUGUUACCAUGACUAACUAUGAUGAGACACUGAUGGCUAUCCAAAGUUUGCAUGGAUUUACAUUAGGCAAUCGUGUUUUGCAGGUAUCAUUUAAAACCAACAAUCGCAAAGUUUAAAACCUUCUAGUCCAGAAUACAGUAAGCUAUUUAUAUUAGAUGGUUUAAAAAGAGACAUGGACAUUUUCAAUAUUAUGACAAAUUAGGUAAUUAACAGUCUAAAUACCACAUACACAGCUUACUCUUUUAUCUUGUGGGAAAAUCUCUUAAACCAAUAAUGUUUGUUAACUUUUAUAUUUUCUGCAUAAUUUAUUUAUUUUUAUUGUUGAUUUCUGGUGUUUAAGUUCAUCAUUAUUUAAUCUGAAUUUUCUCUCUUCAUGUUGAGUACCUAGAUUGCUUUUGUGUUUAUAUGGUAGCAUAAAAAGAAUACCAUAGAUUGUCCGUAAUUAUCUUAAUGUAUAUGCAUGAAAUUUUCUGCCAAGUUCUGACAAAAAGUCAAUAUUUAUACGCCCACAUUGAAAUGUGGUUAUAAGUAGUCGUCUGUUGUCCACAAUUGCUCAUGAAACUGUCUUUAAAACCUUGUAGAGACUAGAUGUUGAAGUUAUAGACAAGGAAGCCUAUUGAUUUUCAAGGAUUUCCAAAAACUACAAGUACCCAAAGUUAUCAUUUGAUAACCGGUACAUGUUUUGUAUAAUAAAUGUAAUAAAUGUUUGUACUUGAAAGAUCUAGAAGCCAGUUUCUGAUAAUUACAUGUUGGACUGUUGCUGUUGAUUAGUGUUUAAUGUCUUGUAAAUGCUGCCAUUACCUGCAGAAGAAUGAAUAGGCGACAACCUUUGUAGACUGCUCAGACGACUUAUGUACUUUGUGCGGAUGUUUUGUUGCCUGGCAACCUGUCUAAAGCUUAGUGUGCACUUUUAUUGUGUACACUUCUUUUAGAUUGCUCAAGUCUUUUACUCAAUUCAGUAUUGUGACCAUAUUUUAAUCAGUUAUAUUCUACAUUUUUGCAUAUAUUGAUUCCACAUUGGUAUUUUUUUUGUGGUUGGUUAUUAUUAAAUUUUUUGUUCAAUU
Patella vulgata (common limpet) is the source of this 2200-nucleotide messenger RNA. Its product is annotated as ELAV-like protein 1. Lineage: Eukaryota; Metazoa; Mollusca; Gastropoda; Patellidae. The transcript is spliced from 6 exons. Bases 185 to 1252 code for a protein of 355 amino acids. The record is from RefSeq and is a predicted model, not a curated record. Gene Ontology annotation, molecular function: RNA binding. Gene Ontology annotation, cellular component: ribonucleoprotein complex.